AUGGGAUCUCACAAGCUUGCAAUUCUUGACGAUUAUCAAAAUGUCGCACAGUCAUUUGGAAAUUGGGAACAAGUUCGAGCUGCAGGUAUCGAAAUAACCAGUUUCAACGACUACAUCCCUCAGUCCGAUUUAGUUACCAAAUUGGCCCCGUUUUCAAUUGUUGUUACAACUCGCGAAAGAACAGUCUUAUCUCGUGAAACAUUGUCCAAACUGCCAAAUCUCAAAUUGAUCACUACGAAUGGUAAUAGAAACCCUGCAAUUGAUACAAAGGCUGCCAAAGAACUGGGAAUAAUUGUUGCUACUACUGGCGGUCCCAAAUUGUCACCACCCAAAAAAGAGUAUGAGGGCCAGGGUGGCAAUGGGACCGGUGAGCAUAUAUGGGCUAUUAUCUCGAGUGUUGUAAAAAAGAUUCCUGCCUAUGACAGGGGAGUUAAGGCGGGAGCUCCAAGAUGGCAAUCAGUAGGAACGAAUGUGUCACAAGACCUGCCCUUUCAUUUUAGAGGAAGCACCAUUGGUCUGAUUGGUCUUGGUCACCUAGGUGGGUUUACGGCAGAAGUCGCUAGAGUAUUUGGUGCCAAAGUUAUUGCUUGGUCUCCUCAUCUAACAGAAGAACGAUUGACACCAGCUCAAAAAGAGUAUAUAAAAGUUGUGUCAAAGGAAGAAUUGCUAAAGACAGCUGAUAUUGUAUCAGUCCAUUUAGUCUUAUCAUCUACAACACGUGGAAUUAUAGGUGAGGACGAUUUGAAGUUACUUAAGCCUACAGCUUUUUUGAUAAAUACCUCUCGUGGACCUCUCAUUCAGGAAGCUCCGCUACUUAAGAUUCUCCAGGAAGGUAAAAUUAGGGGUGGUGCCUUUGAUGUUUUUGACCAAGAACCACUUCCGUUGGAUAGUCCGUGGAGAAAGUUAGGCGAUAAUGUCGUUUUAACUCCACAUAUUGCUUAUGUGGAAGCGCCGACCUAUGAAGGCUGGUUUGCUAGUGCAUCGGACAAUGUCCUUCUUUGGUCACAGGGCAAGGUUGACCAAUUGAAUAUUCUUCAGUAA
Messenger RNA from Sugiyamaella lignohabitans, 1041 nucleotides. It is a transcript of the gene FDH1, whose product is annotated as formate dehydrogenase (NAD+). Bases 1 to 1041 code for a protein of 346 amino acids. Lineage: Eukaryota; Fungi; Ascomycota; Dipodascomycetes; Dipodascales; Trichomonascaceae. The record is from RefSeq and is a predicted model, not a curated record. The transcript has a single exon. Gene Ontology annotation, molecular function: NAD binding; oxidoreductase activity, acting on the CH-OH group of donors, NAD or NADP as acceptor.